This is a messenger RNA of Drosophila nasuta, 421 nucleotides long. Its product is annotated as dual specificity protein kinase shkC-like. The record is from RefSeq and is a predicted model, not a curated record. Gene Ontology annotation, biological process: positive regulation of canonical NF-kappaB signal transduction; JNK cascade; immune response. Bases 32 to 337 code for a protein of 101 amino acids. The transcript has 3 exons. Lineage: Eukaryota; Metazoa; Arthropoda; Insecta; Diptera; Drosophilidae. Gene Ontology annotation, molecular function: ATP binding; MAP kinase kinase kinase activity.
AGUGAGGACAGAGGGUACAUCAAUAACAAAAAUGGUUGGAAAUUUAAUAUAUAUGGCUCCAGAAAUUAUGAGAUGGAUGCAAGUCACCAAAAAGUGCGAUAUCUAUAGCUUCGGGAUAAUUCUGUGGGAGGUGAUGUCACGAAAGAACCCGUUCAACGAUAUGUUACAUUUUCACGAAAUUGUUGAAGGUCUUCGUCCAAAUGUAAAUGAUGUCGUCGAUAUUCAAAAUUCGGAUGAUAUAAAAAUUUUGAUUACAAAAUGCUGGGAUGCGAAUCCACAGAAUAGACCUUCUAUGAAGGGAGUAGUCGCAAUUAUGGAAAAAUAUUCUUUUUAUUAAGAGAACGGCAACCAAAUUUUGAAUAUUAUGAAAAAGAUUAUUACAAUCUGCACGUUUAUUUAAAAUUAUGUUAUUAUGCAUAUA